Messenger RNA from Aspergillus welwitschiae, 1630 nucleotides. Its product is annotated as EXPERA domain-containing protein. The record is from RefSeq and is a predicted model, not a curated record. Bases 468 to 980 code for a protein of 170 amino acids. NCBI's taxonomy places the organism in Eukaryota, Fungi, Ascomycota, Eurotiomycetes, Eurotiales, Aspergillaceae. The transcript is spliced from 4 exons. Gene Ontology annotation, cellular component: endoplasmic reticulum.
GAUAUCUGGACCGCGAUCCACACGACUAAGCUUAAGCUAUGUUUAGGGACUUCUGAGACGCGUGCAGUGGAAAAAGCAAACAUUCUGCCAAUGUAGUGAGUAUUAGGUAGGUCUCGGACAGACUUUUCCAGCCGAUCGGGUCUGGCGAACGGCGGGGAUUUUCUCGAUGGCUUCCUUUUUUUUUUAUUUUUCUCAUCGUUGCUUUUUUUUACUUUUCUGUGUUUUGUUCGUUUGCUUCGUUUGUGUUUCCUCUUCUCGGAGAACCCGUGACGGUCAGCUGACCCGCUUUCUCGCUCCUUAUCCUCGCGCAUAUCAGAUUCUUUUUUUUUCUCUCCAGCUAGACUAACUAGCUAACUGUCAAACGAAACUUCUCGGCCGGACGAAAGGGACCGACCUAUCUACAUCCUACGGCCUACGUUUCUAGAUAACCGGGAACACCUUCUCCUUUACGCAAUCCCGAGCCCAGAAUGGCUUCUCCGACUGCUCCCGCCUCUCUGUGGAGCCGGAAACGCGACCUGAUCUACUUCUCCUUCUUCGCUAUCCACGUCCCCAUCAUCUUCCUGGUCGACGCAGCCCCGAUCCUCCCCACCGCCCUCCAAUCCAACCUUUCCCACACCCUCCGUCGGUUCUACAUCGAUACGUACCAUGACAAGUUCUUCGAGGAGCCACCAGCCCCCUGGUUCUACUUCUUCAUACUCAUGGAGUUAUUCUACCAUGUGCCAGUAAGCGUCUGGGCGCUUGGCGGCCUGAAGAGAGAUGACCCUCUUGUCCCCCUUCACCUCCUCAUUUUCGGUCUUCAGGCCUUCCUUACCUCCACAGUCUGUCUGGUUGAGGUCUGGAGUUGGGCAGAUCGCACAGUAGCCCAAAAGCAGAACAUCAGCAUGCUAUAUGGGCCCUAUGUCGCUCUUGGUGCAUUCAUGGCACUGGAUAUGUUCUUUAGACUUCGGACCAGACUGCUGGUCAAGUCUAAGAAGGAGUAAGUAAGUCAACAGUAAUCAAUUUAACAUGAUCCCGAUAUUCUCCCUUUCCUAUUUCAGUGGAGGGCAUGUAUGCAUACAGUAUCCAAUGCAGGGGGUGAAUGUGCUGGGACGAUAAUCCAUAGAUCACGUAAAAGAAAAAGAAAAAUGAAGCAAAGGAAUGGCAGAUCUAAACUCAGGCCUGCAUGCGCCUGCAAGUUGGAGAGGGUGUACACAGUACUCACUCAAGGUGUGUACUUUGUAGUAAUUAGGAGAGGUGUUAGACGGAAAUGUUUCGCAGACCAAUAAACUAGACCAGUCACUGGGUUCUAGGCCUGGGAAGUACAUGAGCCUAGUCAUGCAAGGACAUCAACCUGCCUUAUCGUGCUGGACUUAGUGCCGGAGUGAACUGAUGGCGUAAGGCAUACAUGCCAACUCGCUAAGUUAGGUGUGGUGGGCUGAAAAGUCUCUAUGGUCUGUGAUCUGUGCUCUGUACAUUGUACAGGUAGAGAUGCAUUCCCACUAGAUACUUGCUGUGUAAAGUGUAAAGUUGGCAGCAGGACCCGCUACACCGACCCGAUCGCUCUUAAUCCUGCAGCUGCAUGAUAUAGGUCGGGACGAAGCCCAAUGUAAGAAGAGGAGGGUUGUGGACGGGGAAAGCAGGGAUUGUUGGC